GUUGUGUCACUAGACUUUGACCAGAUAUUAUUGCAUUCAAAGAUCAACUGAACAUAGAACAUAGAUACAGAGACACUUGUCAUCAGGAAGGUGAUCUCUCAGCACAACGGAAAAUAUCUCAAUGACUUGACAUGUUCUGGUUGUGAAUUCAGGCUACAAGGGGUCAGUUCUCUAAAAUGAGUCUCUCUGGAGCUAGAAAGAAGGGGGGCCCAGCCUCUAAAACGAGACUCUCUGGGGAACAUGACACCAAAGCUAAGAGACCAAUCAAGCAGGAGAGACCAGCCUCCCCUGUUCCCAGCUGUGUGUCCAUGAAGAGUGACUGGUCUAUGGAUCAACCUAUAUUCUUUAGAGAGGGAGACUUUUCUACUGAACAAAGAAACCAACAGGAGAGAUCAGAGUCAGAGAUUCUCAGUGGUCAGUCUUCCCAGAGUCAUCAAACAGACCUGGCCUCCAUAUUCAGUUUGCUUGAAGAGAAAAUCAUGACAUUUGUGAAGAACGAGCUGAAGAUGUUCAAGAGGAUUCUUAGUCCAGAACUCCCAGAAGGCUUUGAGAGUCAGAAGCAGGAUAAGGAAGUGGUGGAUGCUGAAGAUGAGAAGCAGGAGAGCAGUGCCAGAGAGGGGGCUCUGAAGAUCACACUGCACGUCCUGAGGAAAAUGAACCAGAAGGAGCUUGCUGACACACUGGAAAAAUAUGAGCUUGCUGUGAUUUGCCAACGUGAACUCAAAUCUAAUCUAAAGAAGAAGUUUCAAUGUGUAUUUGAGGGGAUCGCUAAACAAGGAAACCCAACACUUCUCAAUAAGAUCUACACAGAGCUCUACAUCACAGAGGGUGGAACAGGAGAGGUCAAUAAUGAACAUGAGCUGAAACAUAUUGAGACAACAACCAGGAAACAAGCAAGACCAGAGACUGCAAUCAAAUGUAACGACAUCUUCAAACCCUUAACUGGACAAGACAAACGUAUCAGAACUGUGCUGACAAAGGGAGUCGCUGGCAUUGGAAAAACAGUCUCUGUGCAGAAGUUCAUUCUGGACUGGGCUGAAGGAAAAGCAAAUCAGGAUGUCCAAUUUGUAUUUUCAUUCCCUUUUCGGGAGCUGAAUUUGAUGAAAGAGGACAAACACACUUUCAUUGAACUUCUUAAUCACUUCUCAAUGGAAACCAAACAAUCAGGAAUCUCCAUCUACAACAAGUACAAAGUUCUGUUCAUCUUUGAUGGUCUGGAUGAGUGCCGACUGCCCCUAGACUUCCAGAAGAACAAGAUCUGUUGGGACGUCACAGAGUCAACCUCAGUGGAUGUUCUGCUGACAAAUCUCAUCAAGGGAAAUCUGCUUCCCUCUGCUCUCAUCUGGAUAACUACCCGACCUGCAGCAGCCAAUAAGAUCCCUUCAGAAUGUGUUGAACAGGUGACAGAGGUACGAGGGUUCAAUGACCCACAGAAGGAGGAGUACUUCAGGAAGAGAUUCAGUGAUGAGGACCUGGCCAGCAGAAUCAUCUCACACAUAAAGACAUCAAGGAGCCUCCACAUCAUGUGCCACAUUCCAGUCUUCUGUUGGAUUUCUGCAACAGUCCUUGAACACAUGCUGAAACAUCAGAGAGAAGAGAUGCCCAAGACUCUGACUGAGAUGUACACACACCUUGUGGUGUUUCAUACCAAACAGAAGAAUGAAAAGUAUCUUGGGAAAGAAGAGACAGGUCCACACUGGAAUAAAGAGAGCAUUCUGUCACUGGGAAAACUGGCUUUUCAACAGCUUGUGAAGGGCAAUCUAAUUUUCUAUGAAGAAGACCUGAAAGAGGCUGAUAUUGAUGUUAAUGAAGCCUCAGUGUACUCAGGAUUGUGCACACAGCUCUUUAAAGAGGAAUGUGUGCUGUACCAGGACAAGGUGUACUGCUUCGUGCAUCUGAGCAUUCAGGAGUUUCUGGCUGCUGUAUAUGUGUUCCUCUCAUUCAUCAACAACAAUGAGAAUCUAAUGGAUGAACUGCAAACAAACGAUGAGCCUGAAGUUAGUGUCUACAAGAGUGCUGUGGAUAAAGCCUUACAAAGUGAGACAGGAAACCUGGACCUUUUCCUCCGCUUCCUUCUUGGCCUCUCAUUGGAGUCCAAUCAGAAACACUUACGAGGUCUACUGACAAAGACAAGAAGCAGCUCACAGAACCAUGAAGAAACAGUCAAGUACAUCAAGGAGAAGAUCAGGGAGAAUCUCUCUCCAGAGAGGAGCAUCAAUCUGUUCCACUGUCUGAAUGAACUGAAUGACCAUUCUCUAGUGGAGGAGAUCCAAAGCUACCUGAGCUCAGGAAGUCUCUCUGAAGCCAAACUGUCACCUGCACAGUGGUCAGCUCUGGUAUUUGUGUUGCUGACUUCAGAAAAGGAGCUGGAUGUGUUUGACCUGAAGAAAUACUGCAGAUCAGAGGAAGGUCUUCUGAGGCUGCUGCCAGUGGUCAAAGCCUCCAGAGCUGCUCUAGGCGGAUGCAAGAUGCAAGCAACGAUGGUUUUAAUGAAUGUAGUUCACAGCAGCAACAUAACAGACAGACUGUACUCAGAAGGAAUCCGACCCAGGAACUCGGGCGCAUCUUCCGAUCAUAACGUGCUGAGAAAACCAGGGGAGUGUGUCCAGAUGAGUAGGAAGGAGCACAGCAGAUAAUCCACACAAGAGAAGAGCACGGACACACGACACAACCUCAGAGAAGAAACAACGAUCUGACAACAAGAAACACUGGUAACAGAACAUAUAAAGGGAAGAUAAGUGGUUCCAGCUGGCGCAGACAAUCAGGCCGAGAUUGGGAAACCACGCCCACACAAACACUGGAGAGAGAGAGAGAGAGAGAGAGAGAGCGAGAAAGAGAGACGGAGGCAGUGGAUUCAUGAACCGUGACAAUA
Oncorhynchus masou masou (cherry salmon) is the source of this 2872-nucleotide messenger RNA. Its product is annotated as NLR family CARD domain-containing protein 3-like. Gene Ontology annotation, biological process: intracellular signal transduction. NCBI's taxonomy places the organism in Eukaryota, Metazoa, Chordata, Actinopteri, Salmoniformes, Salmonidae. The record is from RefSeq and is a predicted model, not a curated record. The coding region runs from base 177 to 2636 and encodes 819 amino acids. The transcript is spliced from 7 exons.